Microcebus murinus (gray mouse lemur) is the source of this 5952-nucleotide messenger RNA. Lineage: Eukaryota; Metazoa; Chordata; Mammalia; Primates; Cheirogaleidae. The record is from RefSeq and is a predicted model, not a curated record.
AUGAUCGGAACUAUCGUGUUGGCCUUCAUCUGCCUGUACCUGUUCAUCGUCAUUGAGUUCUACGUGUUUGUGUUCGUGCAAGACGAGCUAGCGGUGUUUGAAGGCAAGCUGGAGAGCUACGUCGCCUCCGUGAACCAGACGGGGAACCUGACCCCAGUCAUCCUGCAGGUGAAAGAGCUGAUCACUGUCACCAAAGCACUUUCUCCCUUUGAAGUUCCGGAAUCCCGCCUCGUCGGAGAGCGUGGUGGCCAUUGCAAGGUACUCUGGCUGGCAAAUAGCCUACAUUCUGUGGGGCUACCUCAUCAUCCACGUGGUGCAGAGCUUGUGUGGCAUGGCGAUCAUGUACGGUCUGGUGCUGCCCGUCAUCCAAACCAGGCCCUAGAGAUGCUCCAAGGGCUGGGCAUUGGGAUGAAAGCGUUCCACAACUUCAACUACUUCCUGUUCUUCUACAACGUGCUGCUGGGCCUGGGCGCCUGCCUCUCCAGGCUGUUCAUCAGCUGCGUCCUGGGCACGUGGCUCAUCGCCCGCAUCGACAGGACCAUCAUGCAGAGUGGCUACGAGGGGGCAGACAUGGGGUUCAGCGCGUGGGUCGGCAUGCUCUAUGUGGACCAUUAUCACACCAACCCUGUGCUCGUCAGCUUUUGCCACAUCCUGAUCGCAGACCACAGGGAGCGGAAGCUGCAGCAGGCCAUCAAAUACUGCUACAUAGAUCAGUCAGCAGGUCCACGCGUCUCAGCUAGGUCUAGGACGAGGUGGCUCCUGCUGCAGACCCUGGUCAACAACCCCAGACUUGUCAUGCUCAGAAAACCGAAAUCAGGGCACAGCUCCCGGGAGUUUACCCAGAUUCUACUGACGUGCUCGGACUCCUGUGUUAUUCGCGCCCCCAAAGCCCCUCUUGGAUUUGCUCCCGCCACAGCGGGGAGAGCCGGGCUCCCCCGCGAGUUUGGGGCUCCUCGGAGCCGAACCGCAGACGCGUUUCCCGGGCGACGGCUUCCCCGCAGGGGCAUCCAGCCGGCAGCCAGCAUGUCGUCGGUGGGGAAGGUGACCCGCGUUCAGAAUGGCAAAGUCUACCAGCAGAUCUUCGAGGCUGAGGUGCAGCUGAUCCACUCCCUGGCCAUCAGCAGGAAGCAGGCUGCAGAGCAAUAUGUGCCCCUAAAGAGUAGCAGCACACCCAUGAUGAAGAAGAUGGAGAUUCCUGAAGGGAAGAUUAUGUCUGCUCGGCAGCAGAAGUGGGCGCACAGCCUCCCCAACGACUGGGUCACAGAAAACCCUGUUCUCUACAGGGAAAGGGAAAUAGCCCACAGGGAGAAAGUCCAGGAGAGCGAGAGCGCCGCGGCAGCCCGGGAAGUGCGUGGGCUCAUGGACACUGUGGUUCCCGAGAGCAUACACACUGUCACCCUUUGCGGGCGAGAAGAGCACAAAAGGAAGAGCUACGAACGCGCCCUGGCGAGCUUUCAGGAGGAGAUUGCUCAGAUCGGGAUGGAAAUGGAACCUCACCUCUUGGAGACAGGGAGACUUUUUUUGAAAAAACUGUCUGAAUUUAAUGAAGAAGUUGACAGGCUCUUCAGGAAGGUGGAAAACGACAUCAACCUAGAGCACUACACCAUGCAGGCCCUGUCGGAGCUGUGGGAUAAGGUGGCCAGGGUGUUCCAGCUUCAGAAACAGAAGAUCAAGGAGCUGGACGAGGCAUUGCACUCCCUGGAGUUCUCCCGCUCCGACAAACUAAAAAGUGUGCUGCAGAAGUAUGUGAAAGUCAUAGGGAAGACUUCCUACCUCAUGCAGCCGGAUGUGUACAGGCUGAUUGAUAAAGAAGCCAUGGUCAUAAACCAUGCCCUGCUGGGCAACCGGAGGGCCCUGGCCCAGCUGUUCGUCAACCUGAUGGAGGCCACCCUGCGGGAGGAGCUGGACAGCCACCACCACUGGCAGGGCCUGGUGGACUCCUGGAAGAUUCUCAAGAAGGAGGCCAUGCUGGAGAGUUUCAGUGAGUUCAUGGCCAAUGAGCAUAUCCGGGCUCCUCCAGCUGUGAAGAAGGAACUGGAGGUCAUGCUGAAGACCCAGAACACCCUGCAGAAGAAGCGGGUGGAGCAUCUCUGCACCAUCUGCGACCUGCUGCCCCCCAAUUACAGCAAGACUCGGCUGAAUAAGUGGUAUCUUUCUCUCAAGGCCCUGAACAAGCAGCUUGACACCUACCACAUGGACUGCCUGGUGCGCAUCCGCUUCCACUAUGAGAACACCUGGCAGGAGUGCCUGGACCGCAUGCAGGACUGCAAGAAUCAGCUGCUGGACUGGAAGGCCUUCACCGAGACAGAGGCAGAGACCCUGGUGAACCAGUCCUUAUUCCAGAUGGUGGGAGAGAUCCAGGUCAAGGUGGAGGAGGACCUGGAGCUCUUGGACAAAUCCUUCGAGGCCCUGGCUAAGCAGAUGGAGUGGCAAAGCUCCAACCUCUUCAGCUACUUCCAGAAGGCAGUGCAGCUGUGGGAGGUGCACCAGGGCAAGCUGUCGGUGCAGGAGCUGGAGCUGGAGAAGAGGAUGGAGGAGGACCAGGAGAAGCACAGCCUGGAGAACCAGGUUCUGGAGAGCCACUUUGAUGAGCUCUUGGACCAACUGAGGCAGCAGAGCCACAAAGAAACACUGGCAGUUCACCUGGAAAAGGCUAAAGAUUUUCUGAAGAACAUGAAAUCCAGGUAUAAGUAUUUUCAUCUCUUCCUGACAAAGGAAGUGAUGGAGUACCCAACGAUCAUACUGAAUGAACUCAACUCCUACAGCUUCGCCCUCAGCCAGCACUUCUUCGUGCGUGAAAUCUUUGAACAGAACUUGGCUGGAGAAGUCAUUUUCAAGUUCAGGCAACCAGAAGCACAUGAAAAGCCCUUCCAGAAGAAAGUUAGAAGACUGAAGAAAGAGCUAGGGGAUAAAGUGGAAAUAAGCCAAAGUGAGGAAAGCAUAAGUGCAGGGACAAGUUCUACCAGCUCAGCAGAAGAGAUGAAAGAAGAAAAGUAUCAAGAAACAGAGUCCUUCAUAACUGAAGAGGUCCUGAGCCAGCAGGAAAAGUCUGCACUGAGCGAAGAGAUGGAUGAGUCCAAAGAGGGCUCUAGUCAAGAACUGGAAGAAAUGCAGGUCAAAAGAGAGAGCUCCUUGAACCAGGAAAAUGAGGAGGAAGAGGUGAAGGUGGAAAAGGAGAAGGAGGAAGAGGAGAGGGAGGAAGAGGAGAGGGGAGAAGAUGAAAAAGAGGAGGAGGAGAAGGAGGAGGAAGAAGAGGAGGAGGCAAGGGAAGAGCAAGAGAAUUUCUCAGUGAGUGAGGGUGAAUACUAUGAAGAGGACCUGGAGGAGAUGUACUAUGAGUGCAUGGAGUCCUUCAAAACCUCCAGUGGAAACACUUACUUUGUCUUCCUGCCCCUGGAAGAAGAAGAGCAUUUCAGGAAGCCCCGUUCCUGCUUCUCAGCCACGCUCCUCAACAACACUUCCAGUACCAAGUACAUAGAACAAGUGAUCAUCCCAACCAAACUAAUUUUAGAAAUUAAGAAACAACUUCGAGCUGGCUUCUUUGAACACCUGGAGAAGUGGUUUGACCAGUGUGCCCUCAAUGCCCGGGUCAUCGUGGCCACCAAGAUUGAUGAGCUGGAUUCAGAACUGGACCUGCGUCUGCACCUGCACCAGCCAAGAGCCCAGAACAUUGAAAAGGACAUUCACAACGUCAGGGCAGCUGAGCUCCUGCUUCACCAAGAGCGGUUGGACAGCCACUGUGCGGGCGUGGUUGAGAUGCUGAAGAAGAAGAGGCUGAUGUUCUGCCAGUUCCACGAAGAGCAAAACGCGAGGAGCAAAACCUUCCGCCGCAAGAUUCACGACAUGGAGCACAUGUUCUUGAAUGCCACCAAGAGCCAAAAGCUGGUUGCUCUCAGCAGCACACUGCAGCGGGAGCUGCUCAGCUAUGUCGAUGUCACGCAGGUGUCCCUGCGCAGCUUCCGCCAGUACCUGGAGGAGACUCUGGGCAAACUCCGCCUCACAAACAUCGAGUUCGUCAAGCACUGCAGAUUGUUUUCCGACGGAGGCAACUUUUCUCUUGAAGAAAUCAGCUCACUGUGUCAUCGGCUGGAGAAGGAAGCUUCUCGGAUAGAGUUUGUUGAAAGCUUAAUCAUGCUCUAUAUGGAGAAGAUGGAGACCGAAUACCUGGACCAGGCCAAUGAAGUCAUCAGCAAGUUUGAAAGUAAAUUCCAUCACCUGUCCGUGGACCUUAUUUUCAUAGAGAAAAUCCAGCGGUCGCUGACAAAUCUACAAGUGAACAUCAAGUGCCAGGUGGCAAAAUCCAAUUUGCAAGCAGAUCAGUUAAAUUCUUUCCUGGAACAGCUUCAGUGCAAGAUAGACACUUGUCGAGACACAAAGUGUGAUAAAACAGGAGUGACCACAGAAGACCUCAUGGGCUUUAUCCGAACUUGGAAAGAAAGACUGAGCCAGAGGAUCCAUUACCUCAACUGCAGCCUGGACACGGUAUCUGUGACGAAGGUGGUCUUUACGGACACCAUCUUGACUGACCUGGAGGAGGACAGUGAAAUUGUGGUAUCUUUAGAAGUCCUCGAAGACGAGCCCAAGGAGGAACCGGUCAACCCUGAGUCAUUUGCCCUGCCGAGCCGCAUGGGGAAGCCCAUGAUUGAAGACCCAGCUGUGGAGGUGGUCAAAAAGAUCCUGCACUUAAAAUGGCCAGACCAGAGUGACAAAGAUCGGUUCCAGACAGGCCUGAAGCGUCGGUACCGGCCAGAAAGCAUUAUGAAGAAGGCCACGCCCAUUGCCAGCACCACUUCUGCAGGGAGCCUCCGGAGCAGUGAGCCACCUUUGUCCCACAGCUUCACAAGGCAUAUCAAGCUCAGUAGAAUGGACAGAAAGUACCAGGUGCUUGGGGAAAAGCCGCCGCCUCCUGCCCAGGAUUUUAAAGGGACCAUCAUGCUCCUCCUCUGGGAGAGCAACGAGCACCUGCUGUCGGUUGCGGAGGAGUUUUACCGCAAAGAGAGGCAGCGCCCAAUAACCAGGCCUGACUGCAUGUAUGAAACCUUCGACCAGUGUGCCGACAACAUCUGCAAGAAGAUCCUGGAGUACCAGAGCCAGACGGAGGAGUACCACAACUCCUGCCUUGUGGAAUUACGGGCCCAGAUGAGGAAAUUUGAGGAGAUGCUGCCCAAAGUGUGUUGGCUGGUGAUGGAGAAUUUCAAGGAGCACCACUGGAAAAGAUUUUCCACCUCUAUGAAAGAGAACCGAGGAAAGUUUGAGGAACAGCAGAAGAAGCUGGAGAGAAGAAAGGAUAAAAAUGCUCAGAAGCUCCAUCCUAGUCUUGGACACCCCACACAUUUUCAAGAAAUGGAAUCUCUACAUUUAGCAGAAGAGAAAAGACAGGAAGAGCUGGACAAUGCUAUUAGGAAACACAAGGAGAAGCUGGAGGAAUUAACCUGGAAGAACGGCCGGAGUUUCAUAGCCAGCUUGGCCUCCUUCACCGAGAAGUUCCUGAUGCAGUUGGAUGAAGUGGUCACCAUCGACGACGUCCAGGUUGCAAGGAUGGAGCCCUCCAAGCAGAAAAUGUCACUCCUCAUACGGAGGAAGCUCUCUGGGGUGUCCCUGGAGGAAGAGAGUGAGAAGCCCCUGAUUGAACGUGGGAGCAGGAAGUGGCCAGGAAUCAAACCCACCGAACUCACGAUUCAAACCAAGAUUCUUCUCCGGAAAACAGCAUCGAUCUUCACCAUCAAAACAACCCUGGGCCACCUGGCGGCCGUGGAAGCCCGAGACGCUGUGUACCUGAAAUACUUAGCAUCAUAUGAGGAGGAGCUGAAGAGGAUCCAGGAUGACAACGCGCUUCAGGAGAAGGAAGCGCAGCGCUGGAAGGACAGCUGGAAGCAGUCCCUGAACACCAUCCAGGGCCUCUACUUGUGACGCCCUCCACCCCACCCUGAAUAAAUGCCUGUUUCAUGUAGA